Postia placenta MAD-698-R-SB12 is the source of this 1452-nucleotide messenger RNA. RefSeq lists its product as hypothetical. Bases 1 to 1452 code for a protein of 483 amino acids. The record is from RefSeq and is a predicted model, not a curated record. The transcript is spliced from 10 exons. Gene Ontology annotation, molecular function: aspartic-type endopeptidase activity. Lineage: Eukaryota; Fungi; Basidiomycota; Agaricomycetes; Polyporales; Adustoporiaceae. Gene Ontology annotation, biological process: proteolysis.
AUGUCCAGUGGCGUUCGCAUUCCUUUUCGUAUAGAGCGGAUUCCCAAGGGAUACAGUAGCCGCUCUAUUCGUGCCACGAUGAGAACAGUGGAUGAACUUGCAGGCUAUGAUAACCUCAAUGAUAGUAGAUAUGUUGGCGAAGUCUUAGUGUCAGGUAGACCUUUCGAAAUGAUCUUGGAUACAGGGAGCCAUGAGUUCUGGCUGAAGACCGAUACAACAUUGUCAAAUUACACAAAUACAUCUAUUACAGUGAUGAUCGACUACGGUGGUGGCACGGGUCUUGGAUCGGCCGUUUCAGGUUUCGUCUUACUGGCUGAGACACAGUUCGCUAAUUUUACAAUCAAGGAACAACCGUUCAUCAAUGUGCUCGAACCAGCAAGCGGUUUUAUCGUGCCUGGAAUCAACGGACUUAUGGGUAUUGCUCCGUUAGUAUACAUCUUUCCAUGUUAUUACUGGCUCACGGUUCUUUUUGGUAUUACCACCAGCCCGAAUAAUGACACCGCGAUCAAUAAUGCCUUCAAGCAAGCCAAUUACACCGCUUCAAAUGGAGGGAACCCCGUAGAGAACAUAUUCGCACAGAACCCCAACUUGACACCCCAAUUUACGAUGCUAAUGACCCGCAACGAUGGAGAAGUUCGCUCAUCAGGUGGCGUAUUUACAAUGGGGGACCCAAUCUCGGAAUACGCCGGUAUCACCAGCCAGCCCGUGUUGCCUAUCGUGAACACAACGCUAGGUCGGUAUUACUGGACGGUCUAUCUUGACGGGAUCAAAGUCAAUGGCAAUUGGCCAAACGGAACUGUGUUCACGGCAGUACUCGACUCCGGAACGCCAACGACCUCUAUUAGUCCUGAGCUAGUCGAGUUCAUAUACGGAGCGGACGCUGAGAUUACGUCGGAUGGACUGGCGGCUCUUGUAUCAUGCGAAACUAUGCUCAAUGUUAGCUUCGUAAUUGGUGGGGUCGAAUAUCCCGUCAAUCCGCUUGACUCUGUUAUCCCAACCGGACAUUACUACAAUAAUACCGUUGCGUGCACCGGCGCGUUCCAGCGCGCGCAAGGUCCACCUUGGGACGGGAAUAUGCUUCUCCUCGGUGACACAUUCCUCCGGAAUGUAUACGCCCUGUACAACCUGAAUCUGCGACAAUCUGACGGGAAUACUACUCUGCCGUUUGUACAGCUCCUCAGCGUGACAGACGCAAACCUGGCAGCAUGCCAAUUCCCUGAGCAGAAUCUCGCACGGCUCGAGAGCUUCGCCCAAGCCUAUGGUUACACCGUGCCGUUGCCCCCCGACCCCCUGGCCCCCAUUCUCCGCAAUUCGGCCAUCAUCAUUGUCAUGUCGAUCGUCGCGCUCAUUCUUGCUUUUAUUGCCGCCUUCUAUGCUGUCAGGAACGCCCGGAUGCAGUCGUCUAGGCGUGAUUACGUUGUACUCAGCGAGGAACAGAAGGGAGGCCGAUAA